AUGGCUGCCAGUAGCAUUUGCCUGCCAAAUGAUUCUGGUUUCUUCAGAGAGGGCGAGAAGCCAGACUCAAACUCUGGAGAUCUGGGUACGGCCUCUGGGCUGGAGAAUCACAGUUCCUUACUACUGGUGGACCCCAAGAGCGCUCUCCAUGAAAAUUGCAGAAUGCAACCUGGCUACUCUGCAAAGCACUACCUGUCCAGCUGGUCAGUUAACUUGGAUAAGAAAACUUUGAAUAAGCUGAAAGAUGCAGUCCAUAUGAGUGACAACACACACUUCAAGAACCAACCAGAGGAUCAGCACUUGUAUCAACCUCUAUAUGAAGAUCUUUCAGUUGCACCCAAACCUCUGAGAGUGCACCUCCCUCGAGUCAGCCUGCUGGACUAUGUGGAUCUGGCAGAAGGGGGUAAUCCAUACACUUCAGAAAAGUUUCAGUUUCACCCAGACAAUGGAGCUUUGAGUCAAAGUAUCAACAGCCACCAUGGCCUGCUCCUGAACACUGAGGGCUUUGGAACGGAGGGUUCAUCCAAUGAACAGGAAAUAAGAAAACAGGCUGGUUCACAUACUAAAAAUAAACAUAGAGACAUCCUCAGGAAAGGCCUUUCGGACAGACUUUCUCCAGGACCUGUUAUAUACACACAGUGGAAUCAUACAGAAGACAACAAGAACUUUGCAUCUUUCUAUGGGGGCUGUCUCAGAGGUAGCAGAAGAGCUAUUUCAGUUAGACUUCCUCCUCUGCUGAGACCAAGAGACAGUUCACCUGAGGGCCGUCCGGGAGUUUCUGUUGAAAAGGGAAAGGACUGUGGGACCUCCUCCAGACACAACAAUGACAAAUGGAAUAGUUCAGGUGAAAGUUAUAAACUGCACACAGUGGAAAAAUAUGAACACGGUGAAUCUGCCAGUAUCUACAAAGACUGUGGACCGUACAUUGAAAUCCCAGAUUCCCUGAGGGAGGCUGUCUGCGCCCACCACGAGCAACUCUCCAAUAGCCAGGGUAAUUACGCUUCUGUCCUUUUAUUUUUCAGGUUUGCAUCCUCUACCUAUUCCACCCUUGAGGGAUUAUAUGUUUUCUCUAGAGGUCUCUCCGCUACCAGCCCAAUUAACGAUCUAACAAGCUAUUCUUAUAGCCUGGGCUCCUGCCCUGUGAACUGGUAA
Messenger RNA from Acipenser ruthenus (sterlet), 1152 nucleotides. RefSeq lists its product as uncharacterized. The record is from RefSeq and is a predicted model, not a curated record. The transcript has 9 exons. The coding region runs from base 1 to 1152 and encodes 383 amino acids. NCBI's taxonomy places the organism in Eukaryota, Metazoa, Chordata, Actinopteri, Acipenseriformes, Acipenseridae.